Messenger RNA from Andrographis paniculata, 720 nucleotides. RefSeq lists its product as uncharacterized. The coding region runs from base 1 to 720 and encodes 239 amino acids. The transcript is spliced from 3 exons. The record is from RefSeq and is a predicted model, not a curated record. Gene Ontology annotation, molecular function: nucleic acid binding. NCBI's taxonomy places the organism in Eukaryota, Viridiplantae, Streptophyta, Magnoliopsida, Lamiales, Acanthaceae.
AUGGCCGAAGUACACGGAAGAAUCAGAGGCACACAUAGGGCUAGCCCAAUUAUGAGAUGGACCAUCCUCCAAUAUGGAUACUUUUGGCCCCGAAUCUCACAAGAUUGCAUCGACUACGCACAAGGCUGCCCAUCGUGCCAGCACCACGGACUUCUACAACGCACCCCAGUCGAGGAACUUCAUUCGAUUCUCAAACUGUGGCCCUUUCGAGGAUGGGCAAUGGACGCCAUCGGUAAAAUCCAUCCACCAUCAUUGAAAGGAUACGCAUUCAUCCUUGUGGCAACCAAUUACUUCAAGAAAUGGGUAAAGGUUGUCCCGUUGGUCCAGUUCGGCAUACCAAAGACCAUUACGACCGACCAAGGAAUAGUGUUCACUAGCAGGAAACUCAAGGCCUUUGUGGUGCGAUACGUCAUCCGUUUGGGCAUGGAAGAUAAUCCAAGGGCAUGGAAUGAGAUGUUGGAGGAGGCCUUGUGGGCCUAUUGGAACGCUAAGUCCACCAUGACUGGAAGCACGCCCUAUAGGUUAACUUACGGACAAGGCGCAGUGCUACCUCUCGAAAUCGUGGUACCCUCACUUCGCAUUCUGAAACAAAAUGAAAUGCCAAUGGAGGAACUGGACCGGGCAUUGUUGCAUGAGUUGGACAGCCUCCUGGAGGAACAAUUUCAAGCCCUCGAACACCUCCGGCUUCAAAAGAAGAAGGCCGAACGAACCUUCCAAUGA